Messenger RNA from Nilaparvata lugens (brown planthopper), 2889 nucleotides. RefSeq lists its product as uncharacterized. The transcript is spliced from 5 exons. Gene Ontology annotation, molecular function: 5'-3' DNA exonuclease activity; damaged DNA binding. Gene Ontology annotation, biological process: protection from non-homologous end joining at telomere; interstrand cross-link repair; double-strand break repair via nonhomologous end joining. Bases 92 to 1525 code for a protein of 477 amino acids. NCBI's taxonomy places the organism in Eukaryota, Metazoa, Arthropoda, Insecta, Hemiptera, Delphacidae. The record is from RefSeq and is a predicted model, not a curated record.
GAGCCUGGACAUAUUGAAUGUGGACAACCGAUUUAUCGCUGAGCAUUGCUAUUUUCCACCAAAAGAAGACGUCAUAAGAGAUACUGUACAGAUGCUCAAAGCAUAUCCUGACCAUAAAAUUGUCCUUUGCAUUGGGCAUUUUGGAAAAUACGAACUGUUGAAGGCUAUUGCAAAAGAGUUGAAGGAGAAAAUACAAGUCACCAGCAAUUUUUUGAUGAUUGCCAAGAGAAUGGCAAUUUCAAAUAUUUUCACGCUUCAGGAUGCCCGAAUAACAACUAAAGAAACCGAAUUCUUGAGCGAGAAAGAUUUGCAUAAAUUGAAAUCGAAAAUAGGACCAACAAUUGUACUGAUUUUCAGUCCUUUCUUCAACACAACAGCGGAUCACGAGAACAUCGCCAAGUUUCAAGAGAUGGGACUGAACAUAUUGCCCUACAGUGAACACAGCAAUCACAAAGAGUUAUACACAUUCAUAGAGGCACUGCGGCCAAAUGCCAUUGUACCAAUCAUCAAACCAAAUGCGGGCCUCGAUCCAGCCGUCAUUAGAAACUCUACCAUACCGACAUGUAUUGCUGCUCUACAGAGAAGUGGUGGGAUACCUAUGAGCUUGGUAUCUGAAAUGAUGGAGAAGUGUGCUGUCAAUGGUUCUAUUUUGGAAGAAGGAGGGGAACCAAAGCGCAAGAGAAAGAAAAUAUCGCCAUCUUCAGUGGCGAAAAGUUGUUCAAGUGCGGGUAAAUGCACAGUCAAUACUAGAAAUCUGGAGCUUGGAAGUCCUGCCCUAGAAACAGGAUAUGAUAUCAAUAAGAAACAUUUGACAAAAAGUUGUUCAAUUACGCGUAAACGCACAGUUCAUACUAGAAACCUGGAACUUGGACCUCCUGCCCUAGGAACAGGUUAUGAUAUCAAUAAGAAAGAUUUGACAAAAAGUUCUUCAAUUGUGGGCAAAUUCACGGUCGAUACUAGAAAUCUGGAACUUGAAAUACCUGUCUUAGAAAUAGGGUCAAAUAACAAUGAGGUGGAGUCAAAUAACAUUGAGGUGCAUUUGAAAAAAAGUUCUUCAAUUGCAGGUAAACACAUGGUUGAUACUAGAAAUCAGGAACUUGGAACUCCUGCCCCAGAAACAGGGUCAAAUAACAAUAAGGUGCAUUUGAAAAAAAGUUCUUCAAUUGUGGGUAAACACAUGGUCAAUGCUAGAAAUUUGGAAGUUGGAACUCCUGCUCUAGAAACAGAGUACGAUAACAAUCAGGAGUACUUGGCAAAGAAUUGUUCAAUUGCAGGAAAAUUCAAAGUCGUUACUAGAAACAUUGAAUUUGAAACUCCUGCACUAGAAACAGGGUACGACAAUGAGCAGGAGUAUUUGGCAAAAAGUUGUUCAAGUGAACGCAAUGUCGUCAAUAAUACCCCUGAAGAGUUCGCUAACAAGAAGGAUUAUUUGAAAAUGCUCACCUAUUGGAAAGAUCAGGGUAUUACUGGGAAAACUUUUAGACACCCUGAUUUCCGAGGAGCCUAUGACUAUGACUAUGAAUGAGUUCACUCAUUUUAUUGAAAGUUGAUACCAUCAGCAGUAUUCUAGUAAUUUUGUGCAAUUGUUAUUCUAGUUGCUUGAGUAUUAUUUAACAUACAUGAAUAAUAUAUCAAGCACCUAGAAUACACCUAAGCACUUUGAUCUCUGCUAAAAAGGGGUUUCGCACAUACUAUUGAUAUUAUUAAAAUAUCUAAGGGUAAGUGGAACUUGAACCUUAAUCUUUGAUACCUCUGCCGCUGAUUAUUUCUGUCAGGUUCAAAGAAUAAUGUAACUUACAUCUACAUAUAUGGACAGAACACCAUUAUCAUGUAUAAGCUCUAGCCAAAAAUAUUGUCAAAACACUUUUCCAAUAUAACUUACUUGUUUUGAAUUCAUGCAAAAUGACUCCUAAAUUUAUAAUGAAAUACUGUAACCUAAUUUUGUAGUUCAAGAUCAAUGUUUAAGAUUUUAAGAAUCAAGAUUUAAGAUUUUAUUUUUAAGAUCAGGAGUGAACUAAAACGUCCUGUAUUCUUAUUUAAAGAUUCUCAAUUCAAUUAUAAAGAGUUUUUACAGACUUUAUUCUUGUGAACAAAUUAGAAGAAAGAUGAAAGAUGUGUUGGUGUAGCUUAAGGGAGUAGUGACCUUCCUACCCGAACUGUAGCGUAGUGAAUUUUUGUGUUUCUAAGAAUGGUGAAAUAUCCACUAGCACACCUUCUGGAAUAAUAUCACUGAUUAGGAAACCCAUUUCCUAAUCGUUUCCUGACAUUUAAGAAUACACAUGUAUCAAGCAGGUUAAAAUCUCACUUCUCUUUCAAGAUUGUUUAGAGAAAUAAUUCCUCCUUAUGAAUAAAAUAAUUUUAUUAUAAAUUUUUUGGGGAAUUUUAAUAUAUUUAUUUUUUAAUUACCAUUACUGCCCAAGGAUAGUUUAUAGGAAUCUACUAACCUUGGUUAUACCCUAUCUGUUUUGUUUCCUAAAUAGCAAAAUUGAGUGUUUUUCAAAGGUGUUCACUAUAAUAAUUUGAUAAUAAUUAUGUGAUUAAUUUAUGAUGUGUAGUGUGAUUUUAACACUGAUAUUGUAGAUAGGCUACAUUUAUCAAGUUACAGCAGGUAAUGAUAUUUUAACUCUGAUAUAUCAUAACAAUUGCAUAGAAACAUCAGAAGUCAUAUAAUGGGGAAAAAAUUGUUUUUAAAAAGGGUUAUACUGGGAGUAUUAUAGAAUAUCAUAGUAAUUACAAGCCUCAGUUCAACUUAAUAUUACUUUACAACAGACCUGUGUGAGUUAAAGUCAAGUUUCUUGUUUUAUAUGUUUGUAUUGUUUUUUAAUCAUUUAUAAGUGAUAAAUUUUGUGUUGAAAUACAGUAUCUGUAAUAAAUAACCUCUGAAAGAUA